Molecule: messenger RNA, 1734 nt
Organism: Tetrahymena thermophila SB210
Lineage: Eukaryota; Ciliophora; Oligohymenophorea; Hymenostomatida; Tetrahymenidae
Product: kinase domain protein
Exons: 11
Biological process (GO): peptidyl-serine phosphorylation; autophagy; protein autophosphorylation
Cellular component (GO): cytoplasm; autophagosome
Molecular function (GO): protein serine/threonine kinase activity; ATP binding
Source: RefSeq, a predicted model, not a curated record
AAAAAAAAAAAUAUUGAGAUAUUAAAAAUGGAUACAAUCAGAUAAAAUAUUUUAGGAUCCUAAGAAGCUAAAUAUAACCUUGUUUUGCAUCUUCAAAAGAGGAAAAAAGUCAAAGAGAUGUACAGAAUGAAAGGUAUUGAUAUGCUCGAUAAGCCUGAGUUAGUCAUUUCUGAUAUAAAAGAACCUAAUUUAACGCCUUAAUAAGUUUUAAUUUAUUAGGCUAUGAAAAGUGAAUUAACUAAUAAAGGCUACUCUGAUUUUAGGUUUUUAGCACAUGGAGCAUAGGGAUUAGUUUUGUUAGCAAAAGAUUCGAAAACUAACAUGAGGUAUGCCAUCAAAGGUGUUUAAGUUAGAGAUUUUCUAGGUAAUCUUGACGAAGAUCUUAACAAUCAAGUGAAACAAGAAGUAGAAAUUCUCAAAAAAUGUAGAGACUCACCUUAUGUAGUCAGUCUUAUAGAUUAAUUUGAAGGAAAUGAAUUUAGUUACUUAGUUCUAACUGAAUGUUAAGGAACUCUCACCUAAAUUUUAGAGUUCUAAAACAAAAGACUGAAUGAAUUAUCAGCAAUCAAAUACGCUAAGGAUAUUGCUCAAGGUCUCUACUACAUUCACUCUAAGGGUUACCUUGUUAAUGAUCUGAAAACGGAUAGUAUCUUAAUUGACUACAAUGGAAAUGCAGUUGUUUGUGGUUUUGAUGUGGCAGAUAACUUUGAAAAAAAUUCUGGCUAUUCGAUCAAUAAAUAUAUGGGAAACUUCUUGUAUCAAGCACCAGAGUGUUAUGACCCAGCUGAUCCAUACAUAGGUAAGGUUUAUCAUGAUAAAUAUUAAAAAUUAGGCAUUACUGUGAGACUAGAACCAAGUGUUAGAAGCGAAGCAUGUUCUUUAGGAUAUCUAAUUUAUACAUUGGUCUAGGGAGUAGGUUAUUUAGUAUCAAAUAAGCACGAGCAAUUAAAUUAUGAUGAUGAAUUUAAAAAUUUUGUUUAUCACAAAUAGCUUAAAUAUAUUAUUGAAGGAUUAACUAAUUUUGUUCCAAUGAAUAGAAUAUCUAUUAAUGAGGCUUUAAUUAUUCUAAAGGGAAUUAUUUCUUUUGAAUUUUAGUUGGAUGAAAUGCUUAUUGAGACGAUAGAUGAAAACACUCAACAGUUCACAAGUUCACUCAAAAAUCAAAUUGAAUUUGUUAGAAAUUUUUCAAAUAAGUUUUACCCAAUUAUUAAAAGCGAAGAGACCUUGAUCUAAGAGUUGAUAGAAGGCCCAAAUUUUACCAACAUAUCCUCAAUUUAUUCCAAAUAAUAUGUAAAAAAGGAGGCAAAAAUAGAAGAAUCAUAGAAAACAAAUCUCUAACUAUAAUAAAGAAUUAGCGAAUAAGAUAAAACAAUUAAAAUUUUAUUAACCUAACUAGAAUAAUCUUAGAAUUAGUUAAUAAAUCAACCUUAGGUUACGAUGAUGCAAACGAUGAAGAAAAUUAAUUAGUAACAUUUUAUUUUUUUAAGAAACCAAUUAAAAAAUAGGAAAAGAAAGAUGAUUUGCCAAAAGAAAAAACUAACUUUAAAUUCAAAAAAUAAGUAAGUUUAUAACAGAAACCAAUAAAAAUAUUAUGAAAAAGAAACAUGUAAUUAAUUCCUUUUGAAAAAUUAUUUAAGAAUUAAAGAAAUAUCAUUCAUUCCUUAAAAAAAUGAAUAGCUAGAAGUAAAUCACUUUGAAAAUCAUGAUCAUAAAUUCAUAUUCAUAUUCUUUUAG